Panicum hallii is the source of this 438-nucleotide messenger RNA. Its product is annotated as vegetative cell wall protein gp1-like. Bases 1 to 438 code for a protein of 145 amino acids. The transcript is spliced from 2 exons. NCBI's taxonomy places the organism in Eukaryota, Viridiplantae, Streptophyta, Magnoliopsida, Poales, Poaceae. The record is from RefSeq and is a predicted model, not a curated record.
AUGCCCGUGCGCCCCCGCGCGCGGCAGCCCUUUGCCCUGCCGGCGCCCGCGCGCCCGUGCGCCCCUGCCCGUGCGACCCCUGCCCCCGCGCAUGGCAGCACGUUGCCCCACCCGCCCGCCUGCGCCCGCACGCCCCUGCCCGUGCCCGUGCGCCGUGCGCCCCCGCGCCCGGCAGCCCUUUGCCCCGCCCGCGCGCGCCCCUGCUCGUGCGCCCCGCACCCCGGCCCGUUGCCCCGCGUGGCCCUCUGCCCCGCGGCCGCCUCCGUCGCAUCGCGCCCCCGCGGCCGCCGCUGCCACCGCCUCGCGCCCGCGCGGCCCCGUGGCCCGCCACCGCCCCCGAGGCCCCACGCCGUGCCCCCACUGCCGCCCCCGCAGGCACCCACGGCACACCGCCGCCCACAGAUAAUUAUUGUUUGCUUAGUAUCGUUAAUGAAGUAA